Messenger RNA from Rhizophagus irregularis DAOM 181602=DAOM 197198, 1027 nucleotides. RefSeq lists its product as uncharacterized. Lineage: Eukaryota; Fungi; Glomeromycota; Glomeromycetes; Glomerales; Glomeraceae. The record is from RefSeq and is a predicted model, not a curated record. Gene Ontology annotation, biological process: protein homooligomerization.
CUUCCAUAAGAAUAUUUCUUGGUUUUUUCCUUUGUCAUUCCAUUGUCAAAGGAAUUUUCCAAGAAAUUUCUUUUAAAUCCACCACAUAUUUUUUAUUAUUAAACCAACUAAUCAUUUAAUCGUUUACUUUAAUAAUUUUUGUCAAACCUUAUAAUUUUUGUCAAACUUUAUUACGAUGACGAGUAAUCUUCCUAUUGAUCGUAUAAUUUUAAAUGUCGGUGGUGUUAAGUAUGAGACGCAUCGUGAUACUCUCUUAUCACGACCGGAAUCUUUUCUUGGUACGAUGUUGAAAGAUGAGAAUUUAUCAAUGUUAAAAUUGGAAAAUGGAAAUGAGUUGUUCCUUGAUAGAAAUGGACGUGCUUUUCAUUAUAUUCUAGAAUUUUAUCGUACAGGAAAAUUCCUUUGGCGCGAUUAUGCACAUUAUGAACAAACUCCAGAAGAUAUAUCAAGGGGUUGUUGUGCAAGUAUGAUUACUAAAGAAGAAAUUGAAUCGGAAAUCGAUUUUUUUCAAUUAAAAAUUGAAUUACCAUCACCUCCGAUUAUCGAAAAACCUGAUCCAUACGUUGAAAUGUUGAACAAAUUUAUCGGAAUUAUGGAAUCUUUUAUUUCAACUGCAAAAGGAAUUUAUAUUCAUAAGAUUAGUAUAACAUUUCCUUGUCAUGAUAGAGAAAGUUUUUUCCUUCAACCAAAAAUUAAGAUGUUAGAAGAAAUUAUACUACCUUUUUCUGAUUGUGGAUUUUAUAUAUUACAAAAAUAUGGUAAAAAGAUUGGAAUUUACCUAGAAGAAAAUGAUAAUAAGUUAAAAUGGGAAUGUGAUGUCGAUGCCGCAGGUUGGCUUGAAGCAAAAUGUAUUAUUAAAAUUGAAAUUGAAGAAUUUAAUGAAUCUUCCGAAUCUUUUAUUGUUGAUAAUUCGGUUCUUGGAAAUUCCAAAAAAUUGAAAGAAAUAACUCAGUAAACUCUGUAAACUCUGUAAACUCUGUAAGAAUUUUUUUUUUUUGUAUGAUUUAAAAAAACAUUUUUUUUUUUU